AUGACAGAUAUGGCAAGACAAGAGGCUCAAUUUUUUGCUCUGUUCGCGACAUUGCUACUACUUUUCCUGCAAGUGCGCACCCAGGCGAUGCUGCUUGAAAGUAAUCUAAUGUCAACAGAAUGUUUACCUGAUCAGGUCGCAUCAUGUCGGAUGAACUGUCCAAGGCAGUUUCAAGAUACCCAGCGUUAUCUCUGUCCAUGCUACAGCAUGCUGGGCCAGUGUCUAGUACGAAUUGGCUGUAGUCUCAAACAGCGCUUGGAUGUGGCUGCCUUUUGCUCAAGAAAGGGAUACUGCAAGGACGGCUACUGCAUAUUUCGUGCUGGAGACCUCAUUCCGCGCCCUGAGGUUUAUGACGUGCCUGCAGUGGAGACACCUGGCACGCCUUGCAUUGAUAACUGCUGCCCUACAUGGACGAAUUGCUCUCAAGACCUCAAGAUGCUAGCAGUGCGUGAUCCUGGGCGAGUCUUUCGAAAGCAGGAGGUAUUGCUUCCGCCUCGAGAGGGUGAUCCUAGGUUAGGAGUGAAUCAAAAUUAUGACCGCAUGCCGUACAGCAUUCCGCUCCUGAAUAUCCCAUAG
Messenger RNA from Plasmopara halstedii, 576 nucleotides. Its product is annotated as RxLR-like protein. NCBI's taxonomy places the organism in Eukaryota, Oomycota, Peronosporomycetes, Peronosporales, Peronosporaceae. The transcript has 5 exons. The record is from RefSeq and is a predicted model, not a curated record. Bases 1 to 576 code for a protein of 191 amino acids.